AAGAGCCACCGUCACCGCGUUCUAUAUUUAAUAGGGCAUCGUUCUGUCGGAGUCGCGCACACACACACACACGUGUGUGUGUAUGACGGGGUUGUGUUUAACGCUGGGUCGAAUCGGCCGGUACUUGGUGCCUCGCCUGGCGUCCAGGGCAACACAGGUUUGUGUUGGAUACCGAUCAGGACAUUGUACGGCCCUGAGCUCCAUAGAACAGCGCCGCUAAAGGACGUUUUAAACGAAAAAUUUAGAAAAAUUUUGAAACAAGCGAUGCCGUGACUGUGGCUGCUUUGUAUAGGAGGUGUCGUGCGGUGAAUAACAACUGAAAAUAAUUGUCGGCAAGAAGAUAAACGAGGAAGUUUGCGCGUUCGGCAGCGGUGCCAACAAAGCAAGAGGAACUCAGAAAAUCAAAGCAGGGACAAUGGAUUGUUUACAAAUCUCUUGAAAUGUACGUUUCUUCUUAAGCAUCAACCAAUUACAGGAACCGUCGCAGGCGUGGGGUUUUUUUGUCCGCCUGCCAACCCAUUUCCUAAAGAUUCUUCAUUUGCUUGAUCUUCCUUCUCGAUUUCACCGAAGAGAAUUUGUCAGGAAGCGCCAGGCUCGCAUCGCUUCCCCCCCCCCCCCCUUGUCUGCUUUCUGAGUUUACUUGAACCGCCUUUUGGAGAUACUUUCCUGAGUUACGAGAAACUUAAAUAUUAAAAAAAAAACGGGGCCAGGAAAAAUAUUGGCCCCAACGGCAACGGUGAAGGGGCGGCCAAUGAGAAUGCAAGGCGGAAGGAAGUACGAGAGACUGUACCAUUAUUAUGCAGGUGAUUAUCCGCCACCCCCACCCCCUCCUCCUCCAGAGGAACCGAGCUACCGAUCGGAAGUGCUAGCUGGGAACUACCCUCCGCCACCGCCGCCACCUCCACCACUCCCCGGUGCCUCUGCCACCCUCCCCGGGAGGGCCAACCCGUGGACUGACAGCAUGCAGGGCACCGCCAAGAAAUCCGGCUAUCGGCCCACCAGCAUCGACAUGGAGAUCGACUCGCUCACCAACAUGCUGGCGGACAUGGAGAGCAACUCUCCCUUCCCAUCGCGCUCGCGACCGACGUAUUCGAACACUCUACCAUCCCCACCUCCGGCCGCCGACUCCACUGCCAACACUUUACCGUCGUCCCGGCCCACCAUGGCUUCCUCCUACACCCAGGCUUCUCCAUCCGUGGCUGCCUCCAAGUCAACCUCGGGGCCGCCCCCCGCCUACUCGAACGGCCGCUCUGCCAGGCCCCAGCCGCAGCCGCAGCCGCAGCCUGUGGCCGCGUCGUACGCCACAGCUCCGGCACGUCCGCCCACCAACGUGCAGGUGCGCGUUGCCCAGCCCAGCCACAGCUACGUGGGCCCGGCCGCUACCGUGUACGCGCCCUCGCCCGCCCGCCAGCCCGAGCCCGCUUACUCUGCUCAGCAGCAGAGGCCAGGAGAGCCACAGGCGACGUACGGGCCCGGCCGGCCCGUGGAAGCACCCUACACUUACCGCCUGCCUCCCAGCCGGCAGGCUGAGGUUCAGCAUCAGCCUCUACAGCAUCAGACACAACAGCAGCAGCAUCAUCCGCCGCCGCCGCAACAACAACAACAGCAGCAGCAGCAGAGGCCGGGAGAAGUGCAGUCUGCCUAUGGGGCGGCGAGGCCAGUGGAUCCUGGCUAUGGAUCGCGGUACGGAGACCAGGGCCAAGGGCACACGGCCAACCGACAGCAAGCCGAGCCGGCAUAUGCCCCGGCGUACAACGCAGGUACGGCUCGAUACCAGGAGCCGGGAUACACGAGCAAUGCAAUGCCGCGCCCACCAGCAGCGCAGAACUACGCACCAAAGCAAGAGCAGGCAUUUCCUUCGGCCCAGCACCAGCAGCAGCAGCAGCGUCCACCCCAGCGUCUCGACUACCAGCAGCAGCCGCCCUCCCACGGGCAAGCACCGGCGGUGGGAUACCCGCCGGGUCAGCACCAGGCUUCAGCCUACUCGCAGGCUCAGGCGCCUGCCUACCACCAGCCCCCGCAGGGGCAGCUCGCCAUGUCGGGGUACACGCCGGGGCAGCACCAGGCAUCGGCGUACGCGCCGGCACAGCUCAAGAAAGCUUACCACUCGGACGACCUGCCACCAUCGGUGCCAGGAUCUGCUCAGCAAACUAGGACUCUACUGGUGCAAGGUGGCGGCGGCGGAGGCGGGGCGCCGACGAUGGGGGUGUCCGGCCUAGAGGACGAGGUGGACCGGCUCACCAAGAAGAUGCUGCACGACAUGAACAACCCGCCGUCCGAGGAGUACUUUGGCAAGUGCGCGCGGUGCGGCGAGAACGUGGUCGGGGACGGCAACGGCUGCACGGCCAUGGAGCAGGUCUUCCACGUCGACUGCUUCACCUGCCUGACGUGCAACGCUCGCCUCCGUGGGCAGCCCUUCUACGCCGUCGAGGGGAAGGCGUACUGCGAGGGAUGCUACAUCAACAUGUUGGAACGCUGCUCGGUGUGCUCCCAGCCCAUCAUGGACCGCAUCCUGCGCGCCACGGGCAAGGCCUACCACCCGCAGUGCUUCACCUGCGUAGUUUGCCGCAAGAGCCUGGACGGCGUGCCCUUCACCGUCGACGCCACCAACCAGAUCCACUGCAUCGAGGACUUCCACAGGAAGUUUGCACCACGCUGCUCGGUGUGCCAGCACCCCAUCAUGCCGGAGCCGGGCCAGGAGGAGACUGUGCGCAUCGUGGCGCUAGACCGCAGCUUCCACGUGCACUGCUACAAGUGUGAGGACUGUGGCCUCGUGCUGUCGUCGGAGAGCGAGGGGCGCGGUUGCUACCCGCUCGACUCGCACAUCCUGUGCCGCAACUGCAACGGUCGCCGCAUCCAGGCCCUGUCUGCCAACAUCACCACCGACCUCUGACCGACCUACGCUCAUUUGCAUGAGCUGCCUCCACAUCGCCCACCUUGCCCGCUCGUCAACCAACCCUUUCCACCGACCAAACCCACCUUCAUGUCUACCCUACCCAACCUAUCCAACCACCGAGCCACUUAUUUCUCCACUGAGCUACCCACCUUCCAACCUACCCAACCACUUACCCACCAACCUACCCAACGACUCACCCAUCUACCCAACCACCCACUCACCUACCAAAUCAUCACACUGCUGACCUACCCACCCUCCCACCUAUUCCACCCGUCCUUACCAACCAACCACCCACCUACCUAACCACCCAUCGACUGGGCAUGUAGCGAGGCAUUCAAAUAGAUUCUUACAUUCGUGACAUGCAUCGAAAUGUGCCACUAGAGGCGCCGCAUCAACCUCGGUGUAAAAAAGGAAUUAAUCGUGAUCCCAAAUUGUGAUGGCGCAUCGAAUUGUUGGGGGCGGAAAGUAGUUUUCGUGAAAUGAACGUGUCGUUUGCGUGAAUCGUACAAAACAAGCGAUUUCUUUUACGUGCGGGUUUCGACGCAACGUAUCGUGAGCAAGAUCUGUAUUAAUCUCAGAAUCGUCGCAAGCCUAUUCUGAAAGCACGACACAAGCACGCAACACAUUUAUCCUACAGGCUGUUGUGUGUUGUUGGCGAGUACCUAUUACGGCUUCCGCAUUGCACAACUCGUUGGUGAGCAUCACCCAACACACAGCCACCUUUGUCUCACCACUCCCCAGCACACGUGUCGGACCGCACAUUGCACCUAGCACUCGUUUUACGUUUGAGUCGACCUAUUUGUAGGCCGGGCCAGAUUGCGAUAUAAAUUUCCAACGGUGUGUACGGGCGGGAUCAUCGUGCUGUGUGUGUGUGUGGUGAACACAUUGACGGCAAUCCUUGAAGGACAUUGGCAACCUUCGACGGCAGUAGUUGCCGCACCACUUUCUAUUGCUGCUUGGGAAGAACUGUCAACGCUAUGCUAUUGCCACACACACACAGAGGCUCCAGUUGCGCAUAGUGAAUGCAUUGGUAGUGAAGAUUACCAGCAACAGUUGCUAUAAAACUGCCCUGGUGUAUCUUUUUUUUUUUCAAUCGGUUCAUCUGUGUACGCUCAUGAAUGCACAAAGAAUUCUGUAGUGGAGAGUCUUCUUUUUUUUUUACUGCGUAACACAACGGCACAACUAGUGUCGUGCUUGAGUCCGUGUCGUCCUCAGCCAUAUAAUGAGAAAUAGGCAAUCAAUUAUGCUACUUCGCCCUGCUAUUUCAAGCAUUCUGUGCCCUCGGAGCACAGGGAUAAUUUUUUUAUUAUUAUCACAAGCUGCGACGUGCCCAGUAGCACGUUACAUUUGCGCGUGUGAAAUCGCAAAAAACGAAUGAUUCAUUCGGUUUAUUGCCACGCGCGCGCACACGCGCGUGGUUCUUGUGGACGGAGAAAACGCUUUUGGGAGUGGCGUGAACACGGAUUGACGGCUUGACGAGGUGAAUCAUUUGAGCUCCGCUGGCUCUCCGCCGCCGGCCAGCCAUGUUCUGCACAACUUUGGGGGGGAAAAAAGACAUCGUCACAUAUUUAGUCUAUAAACAGCGGAGAGAGAGUAAAUUGUGUCAUCGCCUGUUGGUAUAAAAUUGCUUGACUUCGCGCGCGUUUUAGAGGUGGUGGAUUGUCCGGUUAUAUUGCAGCCUUUAUCGAUUUAAAUACGAAGGCUGAGUGAACAUGGGUAAGAGGAAUAAAAGUGCCUUCCAUGAUGCAUGCUUUAUAUAAAAAAAAUGGUUUAAUCAUCUUAAGAUUUUGAUGGCCUGAAUUGGGGGGGGGGGGUGGGGGCUUUGCGUAGAGAUAGCGGCCCUGCUAAAUAAAGUACACUGCGUGUAAUCGUGAACAUUGUUGCGUUGAAGAGCAAUAUUAUAUAAAAAAAAAUUGAAACAAUAAAAAUCCUAAUGCAAUAAUGUGCAAAUAUAACUUGAUAUAGGUAUAAUGCUGUGCAAGUUUUUUUUUUUUACUAUGUUACAAAUAUCGGUUAACUAUAGCCUUAAUACAAAACGGCCGCUUGGGUUGCUGGCUCAGUAGGGCUUUGCGUGGUGGUGAUCACAAAGUGUGUGGCCUGAUGCAGGAGCAGUGCUGCCACAUUGGAUGGAUGUGCGGUGAAAAGUCCCUUUCAACAUUUUCAAAGCAAAUUGAUUGACUCUGCGGUCUUCACAUUUGUAUGUUAACUGCAAAAAAUGGAGAAGAAAUUAAUAAAUAAAACGCUGGGAUCUUGCAGAAACCCUUUUAUUCACCAGACCUUGGAUCCCUGUCGCUACCCACAUUUUCCACCCACGUGAUAAAUAUUUUCCGCAGUUCAAAUCAUUUUCUUGCUGGGGAAAGCGGUUGUAUUGAUGAGGUGGAUGCGUCGUUUGAGAAGCAACACGGAGUUGACAUCGGCAGGGAAUUCAAUCAUUGGGAUCGUCCAUGAUGGACCCAAGUGCAUUACACUGCAUAGAAAACGAAAGUUUUAACCAGUGGUGUAGAGUAGCGUGGUUCGCAUGGGCCCUGGUGCAAUGAUUGUAAUGUGUGCGGGGGGUGCCUACGUUCAAUUUCCGCUGUGUAGCCUGGUGUCUGGGCCCCGGACACGCAAUCGCCAUCCCACUGCAUUCAACGAGCUCCUUCACUGCUUUGUACAUCCGGCCACACGGACUUUCUCAUCGCCCUUUGUAUUGCCAAGGGCACCAGUGGAAGGAGCCACGUGCCGGUGUUGUACCUUCACGUGUAGACGUUCGCACGAAGGCAGCGACAUUGCGCGGUGACGCCCGUUGCGUCCUGCGAUUCAAGGUUACUACAGGGUAGCUUUUGUUUGUUUAAAUGAGAGGAAAACUUGUUUAGAUGCGUCUGCAUGCAUCGGCUGCAGAUACACACAUUUACCUCUCUUUCCAUUGUAAAGCCGCGCUGUGCCGUGGGCCGUGCCGAGCCAGCGCGGCUCGGGAGGAGCCCGGUUGUUUUUCCACUGCGGGAAGACGAGCUGUGUCGCCGAAGUCGCACGCAGUGUGUGAUGUCGGAGACGCGCCGCGCGGGUGAAGCGGUGACGGCUGUGUCCUUCGGGUCUGCUGGCUUGCAUCAUGCACCGUUGAAAAUGAUUGACCCCCCCCCACCCACCCUUCAUCCAGAGCCACAUUCGGAUGUGGGUUUUUUUUGUUUCGGGCUGGCGUAGAACGGUUUGGUUCCAGGCUCGGCUCUGUAUAUAGCCAGUGGAAAUCCACCCGUGUACCGCGAGCACUCCGCACUGGUCCGGCUCCGAUGUGCCAGUGGAAAAGGGGAAUUUAUCGCCACUUUCCUCUAGCAUAGCUUGCGUUGCGGAAAAGCCUCGUGGCCGUGAUUUUUAGGAUGGAAGCUUUUUGGAUUUUUGAAUGUUUACCUACAUUGGUGUUUGUUCCCCCCCCUCCUCCUCCGCUAGGCUAUGAUUGUCCUAAAUGCGCUUCAUUGUAAUCUAUGCAGUUUGUUAUGCAAUAUUGAAUUGUAGUUGACUUGUGUAAGUUUCGAACGGGGGUUAAAAAGUGCAAAUGUGAAUGAAUAUGGGUUCAUGAUUUAAUGAAUUAACUGAAUUGGGUGGUGAUGAUGAUGGCACGACUUGCUUUAAUUCCAAUAAACGAGCAAAGUAAAAGACGGCUUAAGAAAAUUGGCUACCGAUGUGGAUUUUGUAUUGACCACAGAUUGGCUACCAGUGCCUUCAUUUCACGCCUGUUGCGUUACAAUCGGCACUUUUGUGUGUACCACUGUGGCUGAUGGUUGGCACCUCUUCCACAAAACCAAACUCCGCGCACAUAUGUCUCUGGAAUAAAGUUCGACGCAAUUGCCACCAGAUUUCAGUACCCGAUACACGGAUGCCUAUUCGCAAACUGUCCGGGUCAAGCCCAGACAUGUGGCUACACCAGCUGCAUAUGCUCAACAAUUCUGCUAGGCACCGGAGGUGCAACUAUGGGGUGUGUGUGGCAGAGUUGUAACGCAUAUGUGGCCCAGUUGGCCACAAGGGGGGGGGCUACGAAUCAACAUAAGUAAGAAAAAUUAAGAAAAAAAAUUCCAACAGUUAACCAUAAAUGCCCAAAAAAUACAUUGUUACAAAUGAACCAAAAAUUUAUUUUUGAAAAACAGCGUAAAUAUAGUCGCGCUGCUGAUGGUGUGUUACUGAGCACCAGGCUGUUAUGCGAACUGACAUGCUCAUGACAACGAGACGCAUGAUAACUAACUUGUGAUUAUUGUACCCUUAAAUAUUGUAUUAAUACUGCCAAUGUGAGACUGUCUUUCCUACAAACCCAAUACACGAUGCAACUAAAAUAAUAUAUCUAAUUAUAGCCGUCAUUGUAUACGGCUUUUAAAUAAUCCGUAGCGAUUUCGGUAAAAGAGAGUCGUCAUGAGAAAGGAUGGGUGGGGGGGGCACAAUCGUAUCUUGAAUAGCCCCCGUUGAACUUGUAUCGUGCCCACCAGGGGCGCAAGGACCUGACUCGGUUAAGCAGAGCUGAAGUCUCGUGUUGGGAAUUUCUGUACGAUCUGUGGCGGGUUACUCAAAACCACUCGCUCAAAUCCAGUCUUGGUUUUAAAUGUUACUGUGCUGUGUACGGCAGAGGUCGCAAACGGGUUUUGAUUCCUUACCCGUACCCGGCCGCACCAGGGUCGCAAACGGGUACCCGUACCCGGCCGUACCCUACCCAUACCCGGCCGGGUACGGGUAGGGUACGGGUAUCGGGUACCUGAUUGCGACCUCUGGGAUGAAGCCAUGUUGCAGGCGCGGGUGGGUUGAUUCUAGGAACUGGAAUUGUGAGAAGAGACAAGACGUUGGGAAAUGAGUGACAAACAGUUACUCACCAGUGACUCACGGCCUACCUGUACCCGGCCGCACCAGGGUCGCAAACGGGUACGGGUAGCCGGGUAUCGGGUAGGGUACGGGUAUCGGGUACCCGGUUGCGACCUCUGGUGUACGGACGGUUCGGCUUUCACGAUCCAUAACUUUCGUAUGAAACUAAACUCUGCCCACAGAUUCGACAAUUGCACGAUGACCUUUGGCACUUCUGGUAGAAUGUCUAUGUGUAGCCAUUGGCCUGUAUGAACGUCUAAUUGGAAACAGCGUAAUUUGUCCCUUAACUUCUUUUGCCGGAAUUGCUUUGCCAGUCACUGCCUUUUGCUUUCAACCUGACCAUUGCCCUUGGCGUUUUCUGUGGGGAGUUUUUUGUUUGUGUGUUUUGGUACGCGUGCUAUAAUUCAGUGGGAGGAAAAGUGUUUGCUACUCUCAGUAUGCCACCCACAAACUGUGUGUGAAGUGUGUAUCGGCUCGUAGUUGGGGGAGAUGUGCCCAUCAGCUUUUCAUAGCCCUGUGCCUCUGCCUCCUGUCCAAUAGGCCUCUGGUGCAGUUGCACAGCCUGCACACUCGAUAGCGUUGCCACUUGCUCAUUGAAAAUCCACUUGAUUGUCACUCGCGUGCGUAUCAUUGGUCAGGCUUACUAUUGCUCCCAAUGUUUAAUUUGCAUGUGGUUUAAAGACAUUUGUUAAAACCCACACACCCCGCUGUGUGGGCCCUGUGUGGAACAUGUUGGGCUAUAGGUUGACUGCCACUCUUGCUGGUGUAUGUACAUAUUCAUCUUUGAUUACCAAGGGCACAGAGGCCACCAAAUGCCGCUUUGACUCUAUCGAUGUGAUUUAGAGAGAGCGAGAGGAGAGAUAAAUAUAGCACACUGGGAAGCAGCCAUGGAAGGUUAUGUUAUUUAGCCUUGUAUAUUGUUUGUAAUGUACCAAAUAAGAACACGAAUGAACAAACCAACAUUUAUCUCAAGAGUAUUUACCCAUAAAGAAAGCCUAUAGAGAAUGUUGCUCGCGAUUCACUUUGUGGCGUACGUUACUAUCUUUUCGUUGUUCAUUUAUCGUGUAACCAAAACUAUAUUGCCAUAUUGAUACACACGCAUAAACACGGCGGAAUGCGUAAUGAUGUUAUGUCUCGCUGGUGGUCUAUAAACACAGCUCUUGCACGGCCUAUUAAGUGGUUCUUUUUAAAACAAGACGACUGACGCUUUCCUACGGACGAUCACUCCAACGGCGUGUGCUAACAUCAGUAUGGAACCCUAUGUCCGUGAUGCAGUCAUGUUUAGUCUGUUGAUGGUCGGCGAUGCGGCAAUCGACUCAUCUCGACGAGCUGUACAUGAUGCACCACUACGGUGCGUACGGACGUUCAGGGUUUCAGGCGCAAUCUUCCCCGCUGCGUUUCGACGUCGCGGAGUAGCACUGAUUUCGGAUUGAUUGGUACCCCAGUCGCGGAGUGAAGUACACCCCUGGAGAAAAAUAGUGUCACAGAAAUAAAAUAUUUUAUUGCCUCGA
Molecule: messenger RNA, 9225 nt
Organism: Lethenteron reissneri (Far Eastern brook lamprey)
Lineage: Eukaryota; Metazoa; Chordata; Hyperoartia; Petromyzontiformes; Petromyzontidae
Product: thyroid receptor-interacting protein 6-like
Biological process (GO): cell-cell adhesion
Cellular component (GO): focal adhesion; stress fiber
Source: RefSeq, a predicted model, not a curated record